Molecule: messenger RNA, 1065 nt
Organism: Aspergillus oryzae RIB40
Lineage: Eukaryota; Fungi; Ascomycota; Eurotiomycetes; Eurotiales; Aspergillaceae
Product: questin oxidase family protein
Exons: 4
Coding region: 1-1065 (354 amino acids)
Molecular function (GO): oxidoreductase activity
Source: RefSeq, a predicted model, not a curated record
AUGCCGCAUAUGCUCGGAUCAGCCUAUCUACUAGGAUACCCAUGCGAGAAGUUGAUCGAGAUGUAUCAAAACGAGUCUCCUCAGCUCAAAAGCCUCAACGACGGACUGAUCCGUACAGGAAUUACAAAGGAUAACUGGAGACAAUUCCUAGGGAAAAAGAAAUACACAGCCGCAUACACCACCUUCUUCGACCAAGAACUAGCCAACACCCAAAAUGACUGGAAAGAACUCGUAAACGAGUACCUUUUCACCCCGCCCCAACCCCUAAUCAACGGCUUCAUCGGCGGCCUCGGCCACGCAUUCAUCCACCUCGCCUACGCCUACGAAUUCUCCCACCCUCAAAUCGCAACCGAAGCCCUUAGUCUCGGCUGCACAGACCGCGACCCAAUCCACCACUACCUCGACACCCCAUACCCAGACACAUCCACCUACAAAACAACCUCCGCAAAAGAAAUCCUCCACCGCGUACACACCGACAUCCGCUUCUCCAGCCUCUUCUCCGUCCCAGGCUUCAUAAACAUCGCGACUACCUUCGCACACGCAGAGCACGCCCUCCUCGAGCACUGGAAUGCGUGGGAUAUCGUCAACCCUGCAAAACAAUUCAGGGAUGUAGUCGACCUUGCGGGGCUUCUGCUCAUCGGGUCCCGGAACGGGGAGGGUGAGUAUGACUUUUUCCUAGCGCAUUUGUUGACCGUGGGGCAUGCUUUGAGGGUUCUUUUGCCUUCGUUUCCCUGGGGCUAUAGGGUGGGGGUGUUGAGGCAGUUUUGGUUGUUUGUUCUUUAUGUUUAUGUUGCGCAGUUGAGGCCUGGGGUUGGGGAUGGGGAAGAUGUGUCAGGGGUUGAGCUGCGGGGGAGGGAUUGGGGGUGGGUUUAUGGGAGGUGCUUGGAGGGGGAGUUUUGGGGUGAUGCACAUGUGGUUAAGGUUGUGAGGGCGUUUAGGAUGUUGGAGGAGUGGAAGAAUGAGAAGGAUGGAUGGUGUUUGAGGGCUGCGGUGAGUUUUUUGGAGGGAUUUCGAGGUUGGACUGGCUUUGGGAUUGGGGUGGAGAGUGUUGAGGUUGAGGAGUGA